Messenger RNA from Ostertagia ostertagi, 873 nucleotides. Lineage: Eukaryota; Metazoa; Nematoda; Chromadorea; Rhabditida; Trichostrongylidae. The record is from the annotation of a GenBank genome assembly.
AUGCAGCGUGUAAAAACGGUGGCACGUGCGAAUCUGAUGCUGGUGGCGGGAUCAAAUGUCUUUGCAAAGCUGGAUUCUUCGGUCAGUUCUGUGAGGAGCGUGAAGAUCCAUGUGAAACGAGGCCAUGUGACCACGGGAUACUGUAAGGCAUCAGAUUCAGCCGGGUUCGAAUGCGAAUGUGAAGAAGGUUUUUCUGGCAAAACCUGCUCAGUGCUUUCCGAUCUGUGCACUACAUCCUCUUGCAGUGGUCGAGGACAUUGUACGCCUGUAUGGAAUGCGACGUUGUGCACCUGUGACAAGCGCUGGAGAGGUGCUGCUUGUACGCAUCUUGUUGAUGAGUGUCUGUCGAUUCCUUGUGAGAACGAUGGCACUUGCGAGACAACCGCGGAAGGCUUCAAAUGCCAUUGCAAGAAAUACUAUCUAGGUGAUCGUUGUGAGCUGCAAGGCACUUGCCUUACACAUCCAUGUGAAAGAGGUGAAUGUAUUCAGCUGUCAUUUGACAGUCACUCCUGUAGCUGUCCCAAAGGCUAUGAGGGAACGAGAUGCGAGAUGCAAAUUGCGAGACGGAUAUUCGAUGAAUGCCUCCUUGGCUUUUGCGCUAAUGGAAAGAAUUGUACAGUCGACAUCAACGAAUGCAGUGUAACGUCAAAUUGCGUGAACGGUCAAUGCACUAAUACAAGAGGAGGAUACAGAUGCGAUUGUGAGAAUGGAUUCAUUGGCUCACGUUGUACCGUGAGGAAUCCAUGCCAGCCUGAUUCCUUCAAUCGAACGACGCACACAUGCGUGCACGGCGUGUGCAUCAAUCCAGUAGUCAAGGUAUACCUCUUUUCCAGUACUAGUGGUCAUUACGAAUCAGUGAUGAUUCAUGAAUAC